CAGGGCCGGGGCCGGGGCUGGGGCCGGGGCCGGGACGGUGCUGGGUCAAGGGCCUGUGUCGGUGCCGGCUCGGGGAGUUGUGCCGGUGCCGGUGCCGGGCCGGUGCCGGGUCAAGGGCCGGCCUCCGUGUCGUUGCCGGUUUGGGGACUGGUGCCGGUGCCGUAACGGUAGCGCCGGACGAUGCUGUUCUCCCUGCGCGAGCUCGUGCAGUGGCUCGGCUUCGCCACCUUCGAGAUCUUCCUGCACGGGCUGGCCCUGCUCGCCUUCUCCGUGCUGCUCGUGCUCAAGGUGGAUGGCGCGGCCGCCGCGCUCUCCUGGUGGAUCGUGUUCGUGCCCUUCUUCGCCGCCGACGGGCUCAGCACCUACUUCACCACCAUCGUGUCCGUGCGGCUGUUCCAGGACGGCGAGAAGCGCCUGGCGGUGCUGCGGCUCUUCUGGAUCCUCACCAUCCUCAGCCUCAAGUUCGUGUUCGAGAUGCUGCUGUGCCAGAAGCUGGUGGAGCACACGCGGGAGCUCUGGUACGGGCUCAUCAUGUCGCCCGUGUUCAUCCUGCUGCAGCUGCUCAUGAUCCGGGCCUGCCGCGUGAACUGAGCCCCGGCCCGGGGGGACUCCCGGGGCCGCUCCGUCGCUGUCCCCGUGCGGAGGGGCAGGUGACAGGCGGGACAGGGCCAUGUCCCGCUCGCGGCCGUGCUGCAGAGCAUCACGUUUAUCCACAAGCCGCACAUCCCUGUUUGUGCCCCCUCAGCUCCUGCCUUGUCCUGUCCUGCGAGCGUGGCUGGGCGUGACAGUUAUUUUAUUUUAGAAUAAAAAUGCCUUGAAGGA
Serinus canaria (Common canary) is the source of this 822-nucleotide messenger RNA. RefSeq names its product transmembrane protein 203 (gene TMEM203). Gene Ontology annotation, cellular component: endoplasmic reticulum. The transcript has a single exon. Bases 181 to 591 code for a protein of 136 amino acids. Gene Ontology annotation, biological process: intracellular calcium ion homeostasis. The record is from RefSeq and is a predicted model, not a curated record. NCBI's taxonomy places the organism in Eukaryota, Metazoa, Chordata, Aves, Passeriformes, Fringillidae.